UGCCUAAUCUUAUCCGAACACUCACUGGUUGGUCAAUGCCAUUGGUUCCGAUUCAACAUUGUUACAUUGGAGACGUGUAGACUGGCGUCGCCCUGGUGACUCUUGUGACUCUGUGUAACCGGGAGACGCCGGGUCGCUGCAGUAGCCGGCCGGGGAAUGGAGCGCUAACCGCGGCAGCGCCAACAAGCUAGCAAUCGGCCGGGUAGCUCCGUGAAGCGCAGGGCACCAUGGACGACGAUGAAUAUUACAACCUAUUGUUGAAAAAGCAGGCUAAAGCUAUAAUAAAACAGGUAUUGGAGAAUGCCAAGAGAUACGUUGAACAACUGCUGAUAAAAGAGGGGAAAGGUGAAUAUAGGAUCCCUAACAUCGAGUGGGUUCCAAGCAAGGACUUCACUGUUACCAUUGGGGCAAAGCAAAUAGAAGAAUAUGUCUCAAAAACCUGGGAGUUUAAGGAUUGCUGGCUUCACUGUCUGGAUUACCUGAGUGAGGAAGAACUGGAAUACCAAAUCCAUCACCAUUAUCGAGUUCGCUGGAGUAUCCCAACACGAAGGAAGCCCAUACCACGAGCAACAGCCUCGAGUUAUUUUAUUAUUGAAAUCUCUAAAGUGAAACCACCUACGUUUCCAGUUGAAGUUUACUUCUUUUUUGAAUCAAACAGACUUCUGCACAGACCUGGUCAAUCAAGAUUCAAAGAGAAGUGGCUAAAGGACAUCAUUGAAAGCAAAAUUCUAUUGAUGGAGGAAGUUAAUUUUUAGGUUUAAGUGUAUAUAUUUGGCAAAGCCAAACUAUCCCUAAUUGAUUUAUAUUGUGUAUCGAUUUCAAACCCAGGGUUGGAAAAUCUGGGCAUCUCUGGUUUUGUACAGUUAAGUAAUGACCUGAUAGUUUCUCUGAUUGAGCCAUCACGAACAAGUUUUUAUAACAAAUAUACUGCAUGAUUUGCAAAAUUAAUGUUGAAUAAAAUAAUUUACAUUUACAUAUCUUUGUGUUUAAAUAAACCAGUUUCAUA
Leucoraja erinaceus (little skate) is the source of this 1006-nucleotide messenger RNA. It is a transcript of the gene akap14, whose product is annotated as A-kinase anchoring protein 14. Gene Ontology annotation, cellular component: cAMP-dependent protein kinase complex. Gene Ontology annotation, molecular function: protein kinase A regulatory subunit binding. NCBI's taxonomy places the organism in Eukaryota, Metazoa, Chordata, Chondrichthyes, Rajiformes, Rajidae. The transcript has 6 exons. The coding region runs from base 228 to 755 and encodes 175 amino acids. The record is from RefSeq and is a predicted model, not a curated record.